CUUGUGGCGAUAAUCCCAGCACCAGUUGUGUUAAGUGAAGCCUGCACAUUGAAUCGGAUAAGAUCAAUUUACCUGCGUCUAUUGAACAAGUCACCUGUGAUACACAGCUUAGAUAAUACCAUAUAAACAUUUGAUGAAAUCAUGGUGUGAACCAUCAACUUUCACCUACCUGUCGCAGCCUAGCAACAAGGCAUCGUCUAGAACCACAACUAACCUACAGGGUCAGUUUCACCCAGGAGUGCACUUGUCUGUUAGCUAGCUGUCAAAGAUCCGUGACUUAGAGGUGUAUGCUUACCUUCAGACAGUUUGAGAAAACCUGAUGUGAAUUACAAAAAAUCCAAUACACAGACGUUUUAUAUUGAUUUUAUCAUUCAUACAAAGUGGCGAUGGACGGAUUCCGACGAGCAAGAACGUCAUACGACUAUCCAGAAGAUAAGGCAGAAGGCGCCACCAUUCUUCCUGAGAUCCCAUCAGCCAUAAGACCUGAUAUGCCCUAUGAUGGCAGAACAUCGUACCUACCACUUGAAGAUCACAUAAUGCAACCAGGAAUGAGGAGACGGUCUCGACCAACAACUCGUGCUGGAGGGCUUGAUAUUGGUAUACAGACAGAACGGCCAAGACUGCGAGAAAGGGAAGAUGAUAACCCUUACACAGGACACAUGGACCCAGUUAACCAACAGUAUUACUACAGACAGUGGAGGCAGCAACCCCCAUCACCUCGACGACCCAUCUAUCGAUCUGGUCGCUUGGGUAGCCCAUGGAGACAUAUUAAAGCAUGUAUUAACAAUGGAGGAAACCAUCUUGUUUUUAUUGAUGGAACCGUAAAAACAGAAGAAAACUUUUUCUACCCACCAGAGGAGAUGAUGGAGCCCCCGGAUCUGUCUCUGUUCAUCUCCCCGAGGAUUGCACGCCAGGCGAGCCGGCCCAAGAGAAGCAGCAGUUUCAAUGAGCGAGCCAGGCAAGGCUUCCAGUACUGGUACAAAGACACCAAACCACUCGACUGUUAUAAGAAACCGAGCCUUGGAGCGAAGGGUCGCUGGCUAGGUGUGUCAGGGGAAGCUCUUGCUGCGAGAAAUGCCAAGGCUGGCGUUUAUUAACAGUCUUACUGUCAGUGGCCGCAAGGUACCGUCUGAAAGCCCAGCACCUCAGUCUAGGAAUCUAACAGCAUUAAGUCCAUGAUCCCAGUGGACAUUUAGACUCCGAAUAAAAUCCAUAUUGUCAACAUCACUGCGUAUGAAAGCAGUUAUAAAAAUGUUGUGUUGAUCAAUUAUGUACUGCUUAAUGAAUUUCAUCAUGAACUGUGCAUGUUUAAAAGAGAUGUCACUGUGGGUGGCAAAAUGUACCUUUUUGUGUGUGAACAACCAAGCAAGCAUUUUACCAUUCAGUAUUAUAUACUCAUGCAAUGAAUUGUUUUAAAAAGAAAAGUUCAAUAUGUGCUGUUGUAAAUAAUUUAACAUAAAGUAUCAUAAAAUU
Messenger RNA from Gigantopelta aegis, 1473 nucleotides. RefSeq lists its product as uncharacterized. The transcript is spliced from 9 exons. Bases 387 to 1097 code for a protein of 236 amino acids. The record is from RefSeq and is a predicted model, not a curated record. Lineage: Eukaryota; Metazoa; Mollusca; Gastropoda; Neomphalida; Peltospiridae.